Molecule: messenger RNA, 414 nt
Organism: Phytophthora sojae
Lineage: Eukaryota; Oomycota; Peronosporomycetes; Peronosporales; Peronosporaceae
Exons: 1
Molecular function (GO): protein binding
Source: RefSeq, a predicted model, not a curated record
AUGUACGAGCCCAAGUCGCUCCUCAAUGUGUCGCGGGUGCUGUCGCCCGAGGUGCAAGCGCUUCCGCACAUUGUCGAGUCCGUCAGCGACUUUUUGAUGCCCGCGACCAUUGACAGCGCCGUGUUUAACGACCUCACGCGCGUGGUGAAAGCUCACGGAGACUCGCGCGCCUGGACGGUGGCAGCAAUGGACGGUGCUGCAGCGAGAGGACGACUCGAUAUCAUGCAGUGGCUGCACGACACGCGAAGUGAAGGCUGCUCCACGGAGGCAUGCAUGGCGGCGGCCACCAACGGCUACCUGGAGGUGGUCAAGUGGCUGCACGAGCUGUACCCGGACUUCUGUCGCCCCGUGGAGGCGAUGACGGUGGCGGCGGAGAACGACCACGCCCCAGUCGUCCGCUUCUUACGGACGAGC